AUGGCUGAUGACAAACUCAAGUCCUGGCUGCAGAAGCUGGAUGAGGCGUGUCCCGACGACGUGAAAGAAGAGAAGCAGAUUAAGGUUCCGAAGCCCGAGGAUUAUGAAUCAUGGCCGGCCUAUGUCCUCGACACAAUUAGAAUUACCAAGCUCAGACCCCGAAUCUUGGAUCCCUCAGAUUUCGAACACUAUGUAGACUGGUUACAUUGUGAGUUGCGAGCACAAAAGGGUGAAAACCCGUUUCUUCGUCAAAAUCUUUCCCGCGUAAACUUCUUGGGACGACAAGUAUGGCUGGAAAGACCGUGGAGGAAGCAUAGGAAAGUAAAGAGGAAGAAGAUUGUUCAAAUUUCUGCUUUCGAGCAGAGACAGACGGCGCGUCGGCUAAAAACACUAAAAGAACUUGAUUCUGGAACGUAUAAACCGCAAGGCAUUUGCCCUCCACAACGGUUUACGUGGCGCCUAAGACAACAUGCUGAAUAUAUCAGAAAGGCGGACAAAUAUUUACGAAAGAUGCUUCUUGGCGAAGACGAACCUAAAGAAUCUACAAUAGUCACCGAGUUGUUAGCCGCAGCUGGCAUCCAUGAAGAGUUCAUUCAAAACGAUCAGUUCUCCGCUCGCGUGUUGGGUGCUGAACGUAAAACUCUAGGACCGAUAUCUAGCAAGAAUAAAGUAAACCAGGAAGAGGCUACUUCAUCCCCAACUAAGGAAGUCAAAGGUGUCAAACGAAGUCGAUACUUUGUAGAUGAAGGCAGUCCUAUCACAAACGAUAGGAAGAGAUUAGCAUGUCCAUCACUUAGGACGAGAGAAACUACACCGAGGCCAAAGCUUAGAAAUAUGCGAAUG
Messenger RNA from Paraglomus occultum, 843 nucleotides. The record is from the annotation of a GenBank genome assembly. Lineage: Eukaryota; Fungi; Glomeromycota; Glomeromycetes; Paraglomerales; Paraglomeraceae.